ACGAACGGAGAAUAUGGUGGAAGAAAGAAGAGAAAACACCGAGGGAAAUAUACGCAUACUAGAAAUCAGAGCCAGGCCAGUGGGAUUCGUUGGAAGCUCGGCGAACCACCGCCCUGCGGCCGCUGGCCAGCGGAGUACGCGAUCAAGAUGUGAAACGCAACGAUCUUUCUUCUUGGAACAAAGGGACCAUAUACAUAUAUACCGCAGCUACGCUCAACGAAAUAGAAGAAACAUGUUGAAAACUUGUAUAACCGUCUCGCCGCUAUCUUUAGUUUCAUGGACCACACCGUCAACCUCGACAAUUUUCAAAGUGACUUCCGGUAUCACGUCAACCACGCACUACACGAGCAUAGAGAGUAACAACAACGAGGAAGAGGAAUACACUCCAUACGGAGAACGACCGGAGACGUACAUCGUGCCAAUUGUGUUUCUGCUGAUCAUGUUGAUCGGUCUCACCGGAAACGGGGUGCUAGCGUUGACUAUACUGCGGCACAGUAACAUGAGGAACGUCCCCAAUAUUUAUGUCUUUUCACUGGCGCUUGGAGACCUCCUGGUAAUCGUGAUUUGCGUGCCGUUCACCUUCACAGUCUACAUACUGGACUCUUGGCCGUUCGGUCUGGUGCUCUGCAAGGUGUCCGAGUGCGCCAAGGAUAUCUCCAUCGGGGUCUCUGUCUUCACUCUAACAGCACUCUCGGCGGAUAGAUUCUUCGCCAUCGUGGAUCCAAUGAGAAAGCUCCACGCUACGGGUACAGGCAGACGGGCGACUCGUUUCACGGUGAUCGUAGUCGCGUUGAUUUGGCUAUUAGCCAUUAUGUGCUCGAUUCCAGCUUCCUACUCCUACAUCAGGGUGUUCAGGGUGAACAGGAACGUGACAUUUCACGCCUGCUACCCGUAUCCGGAGGAAUUCGGACCGAAUUAUCCGAAAACGAUACUGUUGUGUCGUUUCUUCAUAUACUACGCUAUCCCGUUGAGCAUCAUAGCGAUCUUCUACAUACUGAUGGCGAGACAUUUGAUGCGUAGCACGAGAAACAUACCUGGAGAGAUGCAGUGUCAGGUGAGGCAGGUGAAGACUCGGAAAAAGGUGGCGAAAAUGGUGAUGGCGUUCGUGAUCGUGUUCGCGAUGUGUUUCUUCCCUCAACACGUCUUCAUGCUGUGGUUCUACAUCCACCCAACAGCGCAGCAGGAUUACAACGCUUUCUGGCACUACUUUCGGAUCCUCAGCUUCUGUCUGGCGUUCACCAACAGUUGUAUCAAUCCCAUCGCGCUGUACUGCGUGAGCGGGUCGUUCAGGAAGUACUUCGACAGGUAUCUACUUUGUUGCACGCCGAAGCGGAUCCGUAGGCGACAUCGUCGCUCAUCAGACCUCAGUUCCCGCGGCAGAGGGCAAAGUUGCUCGUUGAUCAGCUCCAGGAGGUGUGACUCGCGUCGAGGACAACGUUUGCACAUGUCCAUCUUGGGUAGCGAAACAAGGACCAGUCUACCGAUCAAGGAACAAGACACGACCAUUAGUCUAACAGCUUGUCCGAACAGUGUCGAGAAAACACUGGCAAGUCAUCGAGAUUCGACAACGGAACAACCGAUCAGUCACGAGUGCUCGUUGAAAUCGAAGGACUGA
Messenger RNA from Habropoda laboriosa, 1615 nucleotides. Its product is annotated as neuropeptide CCHamide-1 receptor-like. Lineage: Eukaryota; Metazoa; Arthropoda; Insecta; Hymenoptera; Apidae. Gene Ontology annotation, molecular function: G protein-coupled peptide receptor activity. Gene Ontology annotation, biological process: G protein-coupled receptor signaling pathway. Gene Ontology annotation, cellular component: membrane. The coding region runs from base 14 to 1615 and encodes 533 amino acids. The transcript is spliced from 8 exons. The record is from RefSeq and is a predicted model, not a curated record.